CUUUAUUUCUUAGGUAUGGACAAGAUGGACGACGUGCAUGACGCCACUUCUUGUUGGCUGUUUGUAGUGUGGCUACCAGAAACGCUGCUUUCGAUUGGCUCAACAAGCCAGCUGGUGGUGGACGCCAUUGCAUCGUUGAAAACGUGAAAUCGCGAAAUCGACUGGCCAAAGAUGUCUGUUGAACCCUCUGUAAAAAGGAUUCGUGGAGAAGGAAGCUCUGUGAUAGAAGCCAUUCAGACGUGUUGCAAGUACAUAGCAGAUUUGAAGCAAGUGUUUAAUCAGAGGUUUUCUGUUCUUGAAAGCAAAGUAGGCAUAAUGGCAACAAAUUUUAACACCCUUCUACAAAGGAUGGAUGCAUUGGAAAAUUUGGUAAAAAGAUCACUAAAAUGUGAUAGUCACAAACAUACAUGUUGUGAGGAUGUGUUGGGAAAGAUUGAGCGAAUGGAGGAAGCUUUGAAAUCUGUUUCCAUUAUGAACCAGUCAGCAAUAUCAAAAGAUGCAACAGACUCAGGAUCAGAGAGUUGGUCAUCUCCUGUAGUGUUAGUACGGAAUAAUAAACCAGCUCAAGUCAGUGCCUCUGUUGGACUGGACUCAACAGUUCAGGUUAUUACACUAAACAGUGAAAAUGAUUAUCCUGAUGGCUCUUGGCUAGGGGAUGAAACUAAUCCUGAGUCAAGAGUUCGAUGUGGCAUAAGUCCAGCCAACCUCCUACACAUCAAUACGUUCUGUCAUAGUCCAGAAAAAAUGGCUGUUACGUUGUUGGAUUAUUUAUUUCCAAGAGAAGUUCUGGCAGUUUCAAACCUCUCUGGGAAGGGAAAGCAUGGUAAAAAACAACUGGAUCCACUUAUGAUAUAUGGCAUUCGUUGCCAUUUAUUACACAAGUUCAAUAUUACUGAACGAGACUGGUACAGGAUAAAGCAGAAUAUGGACUCUAAAUGUAGAACAGCAUGGAGGAAGAAGGUGCGAGGCCUGCCUCUUGGAGGAUUCAAGAAUACUAGCUCAAACGAUGCUUCCAGUCAUCAGCUAAUCUGUGAAGAUGGUGAUCCACUUAUUAUAACCUCAAGUCAGUUUGCUGAAGAUGAUACUGUAGAGGAAAUAGAAACACAGUUAAUCCAUACACCAGAGGGAGAUAUUAAGGUGUUGCACGCUACUCCAGAGCAACUCGCCAGACUCCAAGAAAUGCGCCAUGUUCAAGUUUUCAGUGAAAGUUUGGUAGUACCUGUUCUUCAUGAAAGUUCUCAUAUUCUUGAAACUGAAGAAUCAGAUGUACCCACUGAUGAUAGUCCACCAUUGACUAUAGUAACAUCUAGUGGUAACGUCACUCUUGAUGUUGCAGAAAUUGCAAGAAAUAACCCAAAUUUUCUUGAAGCACAAGAUAUAUCAAUGGGAGCAGCACAAUUAUUGCAAGCUGAAAGUGAAGAAGAAAACUCCGAAAACAUAAUGAAAAAGAGUGGUUCGUGUUAUAUAGUCCCUGAGUAGAGCAGAAAGGAACAUCACCUAUGGACAUUAAAUGAAAAUAGAGGGGAAGUCUCCUUAAACAUUCAGUGUAUCUAAUGGGAAGAGUUUCUGUUGUUUCAUUCAUUGCAGGCAAAGAAAACAGCUGGUUUUUUUUUCAGUUUUUAAUUCCUAAUUAUGACUGACAGAUACUACAUUUGUCUUAACAGCCAUUGACACACUGUUUAACAAACAUUGAUCUGUUCAGUGCAAAAACUAUAUUUAAGUAAAAAAUACAAGUGGCAACCAUCAGUGUGGAGUAUUAUUUACAAUAAUGAAAUGAACGCAAAAGGGAGAAAACGUAUACUAGUUCAUCAAACCUCUCAAGUGUGAAACUGUAUUUUUAUAAUGUACAUUUGAAUUAUAUGUAGGUAUUCCAUGUUUACACUUUGAUUUACAAUAAAUGUUUGCCAUGUUUCAUUCUCUUUAUGACCCACACCUGUUGUUACAUUAAGGAAUUGGUUAUUUGUUGCUUUGACAGUUUUUAUAAAUUGAUUGAAUAAAUAUGUGUAUUUGUAGUGAUUUACUUGCACUUCGAAAAUUUUGUGGAUGUUCUAUUUGCUGUCUCAGUGAAGCAUAAA
Molecule: messenger RNA, 2075 nt
Organism: Schistocerca nitens (vagrant locust)
Lineage: Eukaryota; Metazoa; Arthropoda; Insecta; Orthoptera; Acrididae
Product: protein BANP-like
Exons: 8
Coding region: 172-1479 (435 amino acids)
Biological process (GO): protein localization to nucleus; negative regulation of protein catabolic process
Molecular function (GO): DNA binding
Source: RefSeq, a predicted model, not a curated record